Colossoma macropomum (tambaqui) is the source of this 3023-nucleotide messenger RNA. RefSeq names its product vitrin (gene vit). Gene Ontology annotation, biological process: extracellular matrix organization; positive regulation of cell-substrate adhesion. NCBI's taxonomy places the organism in Eukaryota, Metazoa, Chordata, Actinopteri, Characiformes, Serrasalmidae. Bases 183 to 2672 code for a protein of 829 amino acids. The transcript has 23 exons. The record is from RefSeq and is a predicted model, not a curated record.
UGAACCUGAACUCAGCCGCACGCGCUCUCCAGUCAUGCCUCUCGGAGCCUUUUACCUGUGAGAGACUUUUUCAGCUACGCCUCAGUAUUUUCUACAGGACUCUCAGCCUCCACAGGUGUUAGUGAACGGGCCGAGAGAACAACUGAGGAACAAACUGUAUCCUCUCUGCUCCUUCGUCCAAGAUGUUCAGAGCACCUAUUAUCACCGUCUGUGUUGCGUUUCUACUGAUUUGUAGCAGUGAGGCUAAGCCAAAUGGAAAGAACAAGAAGGCAAAACAAGUUGUGCCAGAUAUAGAGUGUGAUGUGAGGGCAGGAAAAAUCAGCUACCCCGAGUUUAUCGUUAGGUGUCCUGCUAGCUGCCGGGAGACCAUGCAAAGGGUGUAUGGGACAGGCGUCUUUGCCUCCAUAUCCAGCAUUUGCAACGCUGCCAUCCACAGUGGGGUCAUCACCAAUGCUGGAGGGAAGGUGAUUGUGAAGAAGAUGGCAGGUCAGUCGGAUUAUAAGGGUAGUGCCGCUAAUGGCGUAAGGUCACUCUCCCUUCCCAACUGGAGAGAGUCUUUCACUGUUGAAGUGGGCAAACCAAAGAAAGGUGUGAUCUACCCCUCUACCCUGGACUAUACUCCUUCAAAACCCAUCACAGUGAAAACAAGUCAGAAGGAAGCCAAAGCCUCGCCAGUCUCCACCGCACUUCCAGUCACAGCAGCCCUUGAGCCAAUCACAACAACCUUGCCGGAGCCAACCACCAUCUCCACCACCACAACCACCACAACUCCACCUCCCACAACUCCUGCGCCCACGCCCUCCACCACCACAACCAAGCCUCGAGCUGCUGUCCAUAAAGUCCGAGAUGCAGGCAGCAGUCACCCAUACUUUGCCUCUGUGGCUGCAGCAGCCAGUGCAAGGCAGUCACAGAAUGGCCAAGGAAAGGGUCUUCCUCAAGCAUUCAGAGGUGGUCCUGCCCACGCCAGUAGAUACUCACCCCGCAUCAAUCCAGGUGUACGCAGGCCGGAGGCAGGUGCCACAAUCAGGAGACAGCCCUCAGCACCUUCCUCUCCAGCUUUCAAUCGAGUUCAGCUGGUCCAGCCUGAGAGGAACCAGCACACAGUCCACUCUAAUCCUAACUUUGCUAGGAGAGAAUGGCCAAACCCUGCACACGGUCGACCCGAUUGGUUGUCUGGACCCAGGAGAACAUCAGAUAUUAGUAACUCUGAGCCAGACAGGGGCUACACGUGGACUGAGGUGGACACUGGCAAUUCUGCAGCUCCAGACCCAAGGCCAGAUAUUUCAGAGUAUGAGCGCUGGUAUUAUAACUUUGGACAGUACCCUCCUCGGCCAGCAGAAGCGGACACUAGCCGCAAACUCCUCCCUGAAACUGGACACACCAGAGUGGAGCCGGUGGAGGUGUGGAAGCCAGAAGCAAACCCUUUCGACUCAGGGUUCAACCCCCGAGAGCAGGACUCCUUACCCAGAGCCCCAGAGCCUGUGUCUCAGGGAGACCCGAACUGUAAAGUUGACAUUGCCUUCCUCAUGGAUGGCAGCUGGAGCAUUGGGAAGCGACGCUUUAAGAUCCAGAAGGACUUCCUGGCCGAGGUUUCCCAGGUCAUCAACGUAGGUGUGGCUGGACCGAUGAUGGGCAUCAUCCAAUAUGGGGACGACCCAGUGACAGAGUUCAGCCUGCAGCAGUAUUCUAGCUCCAAAGACCUGAAGCCUGCCAUCGAUAAGAUCGUCCAGAAAGGAGGACUCUCAAACGUGGGGAAGGCCCUCUCUUACCUCAACAAGCACUACUUCAGCGAUGCCAACGGCAACCGAGGGGGGGCACCCAAUGUAGCCGUGGUCUUGGUAGACGGCUGGCCCACUGACAAGGUGGAGGAGGCGUCACGACUGGCGAGGGAGUCGGGCAUCAACAUCUUCUUUGUUACCAUCGAGGGUCCUGACGAUAAUGAGAAGCACAAUGUAGUGGAGGCCAACUUUGUGGACAAGGCUGUGUGCAGGACCAAUGGUUUCUUCUCUCUGCCCGUGGCCAGCUGGUUCGCCCUGCGCAAGGCCGUGCAGCCGCUGGUGAAGCGCGUGUGCGACACGGACCGGCUGGUGUGCAGCAAGACCUGCCUGAAUGCCAACGACAUCGCUUUCGUCAUCGACGGCUCCAGCAGCGUGGGCACGGGCAACUUCCGCACAGUGCUGCAGUUUGUGGCCAACGUCACACGCGAGUUCGAGAUCUCUGACACAGACACACGCGUGGGUGCUGUGCAGUACACGUACGAGCAGCGGCUCGAGUUCGCCUUCGGCCAGCACAACACCAAGGCCGACCUGCUGAACGCAAUCAAGCGCAUCAAUUACUGGAGCGGCGGAACGAGCACAGGAGCUGCCAUCACGUACGCGGCCGAGCAGCUGUUCAGCAAGUCCAAACCCAACAAGCGCAAGAUCAUGAUCGUCAUCACAGACGGGCGUUCCUACGACGACGUGCGGGCCCCUGCUUUGGCAGUGCAUCGUUCAGGGGUCAUCGCCUACUCCAUCGGCAUCGCCUGGGCCGCCCAGGAUGAGCUGGAGUACAUCGCCACAGAUCCAGACAGAGAUCACUCCUUCUUCGUGGAUGAGUUUGAUAACCUCUACAAAUACGUGCCGAAGAUCAUCCACAACAUCUGCCAGGAGUUCAACUCUCAGCCACGGAACUAAGCAAGGACAACCAGGACGUUCGGUUAGACGGGGAGGGGAAUGGGAUUUGGUCAUGCGGUGCCAUCAGAAGAAAGCGCAGGAGAUAGAUUUUAUCACGGCAGUCAUAAUAGCAUUUACCUUUUUUUGAUCUAUACAGCCUUAUGUUUGGCUCGGAGGCCUUUGGGAUGCUUCCCAGAGGUUCUUUUUUCAGGUUGGAGCUUUUCUUCCGGCAAAGAAGUUUGGCAGGGGAUUGAAAGGCAAGCUUUGAUUUUAAAGCUUGCUAUUUAAAGGAAGCCGCGCAGAACGCAUGGCUCCACUGAGUGCAUGCUGAGUUAGGUGACGGAGAGGCUUGGCUGCUGUAUACCGUACAAC